Paralichthys olivaceus (Japanese flounder) is the source of this 1239-nucleotide messenger RNA. Its product is annotated as enkurin-like. Gene Ontology annotation, cellular component: acrosomal vesicle. Gene Ontology annotation, molecular function: calmodulin binding. The record is from RefSeq and is a predicted model, not a curated record. Lineage: Eukaryota; Metazoa; Chordata; Actinopteri; Pleuronectiformes; Paralichthyidae.
CAAGAACACAGUAGAAUUUCUCAGAAAGGCACUUCUGAAUUGUGACAAUUACAACAGCUGGAAUAUUCAAUUUCAAUUAGUCGGUCAAUUAAUUCACCAAUGCACCACGACUAAAGUCAACAUGUCUACAGUCAAGAAGCCUAAAGUCACCUGGUCGCAGUCUGCAGCUGCUGCGGAUAAACGCAAAGAACGUCCAUAUGUGUGUGGUUUGGACUUUCACUACAAGAAAAUCUCAAAAGCCGAGAAAAGUGUUCCUGAAUGGCCUGAAGAAUCAAUCUUUACACAAAAGGUGGCUGAUGUUCCAGAAAAAAUGCAGAGGUAUGUCUCCAAGUUUCGACCACAAGUUCUUGUCGAGAGCAAGGCAAACAAGAUGGCAAUGCGAACGAUGGGACCAGCAAAAGUAGAGGUGGAACCUUACAAAUCCAUCAGGGUGCCUAAAAAUAAGCCCAAACUACCUGAGAGGGUUCCUCACGUCUGCUCGAUGAAGAAACCACCUGUUCCUUUGUGCACAGAGCACCCACCUGUGCUCAUGAGACCAAAGAGGAACUUUCUAAAAACAAUGCAAAAGCUGAAGAAGGUGACCCAUGAGCCCGCCUUUAUUGACAUCAAGGGGCACAGGCAGAUACUUAAAGAUUCUGGGUAUGUCCCUGUCUACGCCAAGAAAGAGGAUUAUGGAAAAAUUCCUAAGUACUUAGUCCAACUCCACAAGGAAAAACUGAAGAAGGCUGAGGAGGAGUAUUCCGUGUUGAAACAUGAGCUGGAUAAGAUGGCCAGGAAACUGAUGUCAGACGCAGAGCGAGAAUACAUCCUGAAGGGCCUGAGGAAGACCUGGAAGAAGGUGCACAGUGAUUACCAGCUGUUACCAUUCGUCCUCGAAACCUUUUCAAUGCUUGCCAGAAAAGACCGACUGGAGAAAGAGCUGUGUCGUCUGGAGGCGAACAUUGCCCUCUUUGAGAGUUCCAGACCAAUCUACCUCGAAAGGGAUGACUUAUCUGACUUCACCCUGACUGGACCCCGGUCUCCCACAACAUCGGAGCAUUCCCCGACUUGUCCAUCUGAAGCCCACUCCACGGAGAGUAGCUAACAGGUUAGCUGCUGCUUCCCUGCGCUGCUGAGAUGGUGCUCAUCGAAUACUCCUUGGCGCACCUUGACGACGUCAUCACAAUAAACCACACGUGCACACUAAUACCACCUCGUUUGAAUGUGCCCAAGAAAAGCCUCCUCCACCUUCAUGUCUGA